Messenger RNA from Closterium sp. Naga37s-1, 2829 nucleotides. The record is from the annotation of a GenBank genome assembly. Lineage: Eukaryota; Viridiplantae; Streptophyta; Zygnematophyceae; Desmidiales; Closteriaceae.
AUGCAUUUGUCUUCUCUCUCUUCCCACUCUCCCAUUCUCCCACUCUCCGACUCUACCUUCUUCCCUCUCUCGCGCAAAGGGUCCUUCUUCCUCCCUCCCUCCCUCCCUCCCUCCCUCCCUCCCUCCCUCCCUCCCUCCCUCCCUCCCUCCCUCCCUCCCUCCCUCCCUCCCUCCCUCCCUCCCUCCUUCGCUCCCUCCCUUCCUUUCCCUGCUUCCCUCCCUCCCUUCAUUUCCCUGCUUCCCUUCCUUCCUUCUUUUCCCUGCUUCCCUCCCUACAUCCCUACUUCCCUCCUUCCCUCCCUGCUUACCUCUCUUCCUUCCUGCUUACUUCCCUACCUCCCUGCUUUUCCUAGGUGCUUCCUUCCUUGCGUCCCUCCUCCUUCCCUCCCUGCCUCCUACCUGACCCCGUGCUCCUCUCCCUCCCUCCCUGCCAAUCUCCCUGCCUCUCACUUAUUUACUUACCUACCUAUCUACCUACCUCCCUCCCCCCCCUCCCUCUCUUCCUCGCACCCUCCAUCCCCCUCUCCUCGCCCCCCCCCCCCCUUCAUUCCCUCAAUCCCCCAAUCCCUCAAUCCCUCCCUCAAACCCUCAAUUCCUUCCUCAAUCCUCCCUCCCUCCUUGAAUCCCUCCCUCCCUACCUCAAUCCCUCCCUCCCUCCCUCCCCAUCACCUCCUCCCCCCAUCCAUCCCUGCAUCCCUCCCUCCGUCUCUCUCCUCCCCUCUCAAUCUCUUCAACCUUUCUAUCUCUCGGUUAUCAAGCAUACUAUCGCUGCAUAUCCAGCAUUACCUCGCAUCCCUACCCGGGCAUACCACUGCAUAUCCAGCCUUCCCUGCUACAGCCUCUCCUAGUCACCUCCCUGCCCCGGCAUACUACCGCUGCAUAUCCAGCCUUCCCUGCUACAGCCACGCCGACUUGCCUCCCUGCCCAGCGCGCAAGCACAUUGACUUUGACGCUCACCAGCAGUUCUCCUCGAUUGCUCACAGCACCAAGGUCACAUACGAGGCUACGCACAACCACCCCCCUCCCGCCAUCCACCGCCGCAGACGGCGCGUCCAGCUGCAGGGGUCGCUGCAGGAGACACUGCAGGGAUCACAGCAGGAGACACAACGGGAAACGCUGCAAGGGACGCUGCAGGAGGCGCUGCAGGAAACGCUGCAUGGAUCACAGCAGGUGUCGAAACAGGAGUCGCAGCAGGAGAUGCUACAAGAGACGAAACAGCGGGCAGCGUGUGCCAGAUCGCAGCAUGGAUCGUGCGACGGGGCACAGAAGGGGACGCUGCACGGGAGGCAGAAAGGGACGGAGCAGCAAGGGGAGCAGCAGGGGACGCAGCAGGGGGCACACCAGGGGGCGUGUGCUGCUGCGUAUUCCCAAGGAGCACUACCAGUAUCUCGUCAGGCUUCUUCGUCUGAACCUCCACAACACAAGCUUCUGCUGCACGCAUCGUGUGGUGGGGCUGCAGGGAUCGUGAGAGAUGCGGUUCAGGCAUCGCGUUGUGGGCCUGCAGAAGUUGUGAGAGAUGAAGUGCAGGCAUCACGUUUUGGGCCAGCAGAAAUUGUGAGAGAUGAAGUGCAGGCAUCGGACGAGGCUGCUGCGGCAGCAGCUGUGACGUUGACGUCUUCUGGGAGAUUAGAAGGCCGUGUGGACGCUGGUGCUGGUGCUGGGAAGCAAACAAUCGGUUGGAAGGAUGUGUGUGUAGAUAUGAUUAGAGGAACUGUGCAGCAACGCACUGACAAGCGAAUGGGUGAAGCAAAAAAGGGUGUUACGAGCCGCCGUGCAGCUGGGAGUGACAGUGGAGCCGCUACGCCAGGAGUGAGAACGAGAGGUUUUAUCAUGGGAGGAGAGGGAAGAGGAGGCGGGGAUAUAGGGGGGGUUAUUGGUGCUGGUGCGAGCAGCUGCCUGGCUGGUGGAGGAAAUUAUUUAGCAGAAAAGGAUGGUGCGGUCAUACACUUCACGGACGGGAGGAGAGCUGCAGAAGCUGGUGCUGGCGCAUCACAGUGGGAAGAGGCUUCCCAGUCAACGCUCGGGCCAGUGGCAGCACUGCAGGGGCAAGGGCUUACUCCUUUGAAGCCGCCAAUAGUUACCAUGCAGGAAUGCAGGGAUGCGUGGAUAAGAAAAGCAGAAGGCGCUGCUGAAGUGCUGCAGCAGGAGCCUCUGGGAGGAGAACAGGCAGCAGAUGUUGAAGGUGAAGCGUUGCAGCGGUCGUCUCCGUUUAACGGCUGGCACGCUUUUGAGGCUUGGAGAGCUCGAUACUUCCGUAGCCAAACAAUGCCGUCUCCUCUCAACCCCCUUGCAGUGCAGCAGCCACCAUCCUCUUUAAAAUCGUCACGUUCUUUAGUAAAUUGCGCAGCAGCAUUGGGUCCAGCGACGCCCUUUCUGCAUCCAGACGCUCCGCUGUUUCUUCGCAUACAGAGUUCGCCUCUUGUGUUGUCGGCCACACCAGGGGAGGCGCCAGAGAGGGUGGAAGAGUUGCCGAAUGGGGCUCCGUGCAUUCUGGGAAAACGUGGAGACCAUGUGAAGGCAGAGGACGGACUGCAGAAGGAUUGGUGGUUGGGAGAGGCGGGGAUCAAGGGUGAGCAUCUGGAUCCAUUUCAUCGUGCAAUUAAAAGGCAGGUCAGUGAGGGCCCAGUGGAUGCCACAGGCAUGCCUUCCCCAAUAACACCUUCAGGUGUGCUCAAAGAUGGACGCCUUGAGUCGAGGAAGUUUGACAAGGCGGAUAUUGAGUGGAUUUCAGCGCAAGAGGAUCUUGCCGCACCUUGUCCUGCGGAGGUUGCCACCAAUUUGCCACCUGUCUCGUUCAAUAGCUUCAUGCCUGUGCAUGACGCACGAUAG